This is a messenger RNA of Dictyostelium discoideum AX4, 408 nucleotides long. RefSeq lists its product as hypothetical. The record is from RefSeq and is a predicted model, not a curated record. Gene Ontology annotation, molecular function: actin binding. Lineage: Eukaryota; Evosea; Eumycetozoa; Dictyosteliales; Dictyosteliaceae. The transcript is spliced from 4 exons. The coding region runs from base 1 to 408 and encodes 135 amino acids.
AUGAAUGAACAAAAUGAAAAUAAAAGCACAUGGGAAAAUUUAAUUGAAAAUAAAAUUAUAAAAAAUGGUUUUUUAGGUUGCCAAAUCUUAAAUCUUCAAGGUAAAAAUUUAUAUUAUUAUGGAUCAUAUUAUAUAGAUGUAAUUGAAGAGUCUGAGAUUGUAAAUUAUUUUAAAGAAUCAGAAAAGGAUUUAGUAAAUUAUAUUUCUAUUAAAGAUUUAAAAUUUUUAAUUACAAAAGAUGAUGAAAAUAAAUUAUUUGGAGAGUGUUUAAAUAAAAGAAUUAUAAUAUUAAAAACAAAUAAUUUAUUUCUAGUUUUUUGGUUUGAUAUUAAUACAUUAUCAAAAGAGAAUGCAAAUUUAAUUGUUGAUAAUUUUUCAAGAACUCUAUCAAAUGCAGGGUAUUAUUAA